AUGAGGAAUUUACAAAUUCUUCUAUUUUUUGUAACAAUUUUUGUCAUAUGUAAUUCGCAAACCUAUCAACCAAAUUGGCCAAGUGUAAAUAGUAGACCAUUACCAAGUUGGUAUGAUCAAUCUAAAUUUGGUAUAUUUAUUCAUUGGGGUGUAUACAGUGUACCUGCUUUUGCUACAUCAGUAUUCCCAUCUGCAGAAUGGUAUUGGUAUUCGUUGACCUAUCCAAAGGAUACCGACGGAGGAGCAACUCAAGCUUAUCAUAACAAGACAUUCGGUCCAGAUUUCACCUAUCAACAAUUUGCACCAAUGUUUAAAGCUGAUUUGUUUGACCCACAACAAUGGGCUGCUAUUUUCAAAGCAUCGGGUGCAAAGUAUGUAGUUUUCACUAGUAAGCAUCAUGAAGGCUUCACCAAUUGGAAAUCGGAGCAAUCAUGGUCUUGGAAUAGUGUUGAUGUUGGUCCACACAGAGAUUUGGUUGGUGAUUUGACUGCUGCUGUUAAAUAUGCUGGUUUACAUAUGGGAUUAUAUCAUUCUUUAUUCGAAUGGUUUAAUCCAACAUAUUUACAAGAUAAAUCAACUGGUAAUCCACCAACUCAAAAAGAGUACGUUAGUGAAGUAUUAUUCCCACAAUUGGUAGAUAUUGUUAAUAAAUAUGAACCAGAUUUAAUUUGGUCUGAUGGAGAUUGGGAACAAACCUCAGCCUAUUGGGAUUCGACAUUGUUCCUCUCAUGGCUGUACACCAACAGUUCAGUAAAGAAUACAGUCGUUACAAACGAUCGUUGGGGAAGCGAUUGUAGAUCAAAGAACGGUGGUUACUGGACACCAUACGAUAGAUUCAAUCCAGGAAAGUUAAUUGGUCAUAAAUGGGAAAACUGUUAUACCAUCGGAACUUCAUGGGGAUACAAUGAAAACGAACCAUUACAAGAGUAUCAAUCUACAACUGCUCUUCUUCAAGCAAUGGUUUCCACUGUUAGUUGUGGCGGUAAUUUCUUGUUGGAUGUCGGACCAACUGCCGAUGGUGUCAUUCCCAUCGUUAUGCAGGAGCGUCUCAUUGAGAUUGGUGAGUGGUUGGGUGUCAACGGUGAAGCGAUCUACGAUAGUACUUUCUGGCGUGCACAGAACGACACUGCCGACGAGUUGAUCUGGUACACCACCAACACUCAAACCGGCUACGUCUAUGCUAUAUCGUUUGUAUGGCCAGACUCUGGAGUUCUCGAGCUAAAGGCACCGGUUGCAUCGACAUCGGCCACCAUCGAAUUGAUCGGACCAAACAAUAACUCGAUCUUGGUCAGUUGGAACAUGAACAGCAAUGGUCAAGGUAUAAACAUUAAGCUGCCAACACUUACACCAGGUCAAACUCCACCAUUUGGAAUCUAUACAUUCAGAAUGAUGGGUGUUAAAUAA
Molecule: messenger RNA, 1404 nt
Organism: Heterostelium album PN500
Lineage: Eukaryota; Evosea; Eumycetozoa; Acytosteliales; Acytosteliaceae
Product: alpha-L-fucosidase
Exons: 7
Coding region: 1-1404 (467 amino acids)
Biological process (GO): glycoside catabolic process; fucose metabolic process
Cellular component (GO): lysosome
Molecular function (GO): alpha-L-fucosidase activity
Source: RefSeq, a predicted model, not a curated record